Messenger RNA from Clonostachys rhizophaga, 405 nucleotides. Lineage: Eukaryota; Fungi; Ascomycota; Sordariomycetes; Hypocreales; Bionectriaceae. The record is from the annotation of a GenBank genome assembly.
AUGCACGGCGCGCUCCUCGUAUUGGCUAGAAUUCUAUCGAUUUCUGAUCGACUCCUCAAACAAGCAAUGGAGAUGAUGACAAACGCGUCAGGCAUAUUAGCGGACAAGCUUUCACCGGGCAAGGAAGGGCUUGACCUUGCAGCUCUAGGUCGCUAUUUCCGCCUCAACGUACCUCAGGGCAUGGAGUAUCUGAAAAUGGGCGAUUCCAAGCACAUGAAUAAGAUGAAGGUAUUGACGCUUACUUGGGGAAUUCCGGUAACGGAGACGGCGUUGCGAGAUAUCAUCACUUCAAUCAACCGGGGCAAGGUUCGAGCCAAAGCAGAAUGGCUCAUUGGUAUUCUAGGCCAAUCGAUCCAGCUACUCCUGAUGAGUCACGUUCUGUCUUCACGGAUGCUGAUUCGCUGA